AUGAGACCUGCAUUAUCUGACGACGCAGAAUGGCUGGCGCGAGCACAGUUACUGCUCGACACUGCCUCCGUCACUGGCUCGGCCGCGCCCCCAGCCACCGAUCUCGAUCCUGCCCUCCGCGCCGCGUUGCGUGAUCUCGUUGAAGAGGCUGUUUUCUUCACAACCAGAAGCACCUCGGUUCUCAUCAAGCUUAGUCACUUACACCAGAAAUUUGACCUUACCGAGUUCAUCACCAGCGACUUUGUCAACUUCUUCCUUCAUGGGCGCGCCUCGAAACCCAAGAACACCAAUCAUGUGAGAAAGCGCGAAACCGCCAUCAACACCAACAUCAUCACCAACAUCACCACCAACACCACUACCAAUACCACUGCCAACACCAGAAGAGGAAGAAUAACACCAGUGAAGGGGUCCGACGUGGACGUCGACAUCGUCGUGAUGAAGAUAAAAGCUCUCAUCCUCUUACCUAUCACAGGGAUAAAGCCUGGAAGUUUAAAUGGCGACAAGGCUUCAAGAUCGUUCGCGCCGAACCCUCCCCAAGAAAUGGUCUGGUAUGGCGUCGAUGAGGAAGGGGCCGUGUACUCCGGAAACAUCGUGUACGACGAGAACUCCCAGGGCAACGACAAGGCGGGCUCCAGCAAGACACCAGGCCAGUGUGGGGAGAGAAUCCGAGCUCUGGCACGGCAGCGCAAGUAA
Messenger RNA from Exophiala dermatitidis NIH/UT8656, 693 nucleotides. RefSeq lists its product as uncharacterized. NCBI's taxonomy places the organism in Eukaryota, Fungi, Ascomycota, Eurotiomycetes, Chaetothyriales, Herpotrichiellaceae. The record is from RefSeq and is a predicted model, not a curated record. The transcript has 3 exons. The coding region runs from base 1 to 693 and encodes 230 amino acids.